AUGGCCCUGGUCUUGUGGGUCUUUGCUUUGUGGAACUCAGUCUGUCUGGUAGCAGCUAACAUCUUUGAGUACCAGGUAGAUGCACAGCCACUCCGGCCCUGUGAGCUGCAGAGGGAGAAGGCCUUUCUGAAGCAGGCUAAAUAUGUUCCACAGUGCUCCGAAGAUGGAAGUUUCCAGGCAGUCCAGUGCCAAAACGAUGGCCAAUCCUGUUGGUGUGUAGAUGUUGACGGCAGGGAAGUCCCUGGCAGCAGACAGCUGGGGAGGCCAACGGCUUGUCUGUCCUUCUGCCAGCUACAGAGGCAGCAGAUCCUGCUGAGCAGCUACAUCAACAGCACAGAUGCCCUCUACCUCCCUCAGUGCCAGGAUUCGGGCGACUAUGCGCCCGUGCAGUGUGACCUGUGGCAGGUGCAGUGCUGGUGUGUAGACACAGAAGGGAUGGAGGUGUAUGGCACCCGCCAACUGGGGAGGCCAACUCGGUGUCCGAGGAGCUGUGAGAUCCGAAACCGUCGUCUCCUCCAUGGGGUAGGGGACAAGUCGCCACCCCAGUGCUCUGCAAAUGGGGAGUUUAUGCCUGUCCAGUGCAAGUUUGUCAACACCACAGAUAUGAUGAUCUUUGACCUGAUCCACAGCUACAACAGGUUUCCAGAUGCAUUUGUGACCUUCAGUUCCUUCCGGAGCAGGUUCCCUGAAGUGUCUGGGUACUGUUACUGUGCUGACAGCCAGGGGCGGGAGCUGGCUGAGACAGGUCUGGAGUUGCUACUGGAUGAAAUUUAUGACACCAUCUUUGCUGGCCUGGACCGGGCUUCUACCUUUACUCAAAAUACCAUGUACCGGAUAUUGCAGAGACGCUUCCUGGCCAUUCAAUUGGUCAUCUCUGGCAGAUUCCGAUGCCCCACCAAGUGUGAAGUAGAGCAGUUUGCUGCCACCAGCUUUGGUCACCCACACAUCCCGAGAUGCCGCAGGGAUGGGGGCUACCAAGCAAUACAGUGCCAGACCGAAGGGCGGUGCUGGUGUGUGGAUGCCCAGGGGGCAGAGAUCCCUGGCACUCAGCAGCAAGGGCAGCUGCCAUCUUGUGCUGAAGAUCAGUCGUGUGCCUCAGAAAGGCAGCAGGCCUUGUCUAGACUCUACUUUGGAACCCCAGGUUACAUCAGCCAGCGGGACCUGCUGUCUCCCGAGGACAGGCAGGUCCCCGCAAGUGGUGCCAGACUGGCCACAUCCUGCCCACCUACCUUCAAGGAGCUCUUUGUUGACUCUGGGCUUCUCCGCUCUCUGGCUGUGGAGCAGCAGCGACAGCUCGCUGCCCCGGAAAGUCUACUUAGAGAAGCCGUCCAAGCAAUUUUUCCCUCCCGAGAGCUGGCUGCUCUUGCCCUCCAGUUCACCACCAAUCCAAAGAGGCUCCAACAAAACCUCUUUGGAGGGACAUUUUUGGUGAAUGCUGCCCAGUUUAACUUGUCAGGAGCCCUUGGUACGAGAGGCACAUUUAACUUCAGUCAGUUUUUCCAGCAGCUCGGCCUCCCAGGCUUCCAGGAUGGAGACAGAGCAACUGAUCUAGCCAAACUACUCCCUGUGGGGUUGGACUCUAAUCCUACCCCAGAAACCCUCCGUGUCUCUGAGAAGACAGUUGCUAUGAAUAAACCCGUGGUGGGUACCUUUGGCUUCAAAGUCAACCUGCAAGAGAACCUAAAUGCCUUAAAAUUCCUUGCUUCUCUCUUGGAGCUUCCAGAAUUUCUUACCUUCUUGCAGCGUGCUGUUUCUGUGCCUGAGGAUGUAGCGAGGGACUUGGGAGACGUGAUGGAAAUGGUGCUCAGUGCUCAAGCUUGCACACAGACACCUGGGAGGCUCUUUGUCCCAUCAUGCACUGCUGGGGGAAGCUAUGAGGAUAUCCAGUGCUACGCUGGAGAAUGCUGGUGUGUGGAUUCCCGAGGCAAAGAACUCGAUGGCUCAAGAGUCAGAGGUAGACGCCCCAGGUGCCCCACCAAGUGUGAGAUGCAAAGAGCUCAGAUGCAAAGCCUCGCACGCAGUCAGCCUGCUGGCUCCAGCUUCUUUGUCCCUUCGUGCACCAGUGAGGGGUACUUCCUGCCUGUUCAGUGCUUCAAUGCAGAAUGUUACUGUGUGGAUGCUGAAGGUCAGGCUAUUCCUGGAACUCAAAGUACUGUUGGUGAACCCAAGCAGUGUCCCAGCGUCUGCCAGUUACAAGCCGAACAAGCUUUCCUCAGAGCCGUGCACGUCCUGCUCUCUAACUUCAGCAUGCUGCCCUCCCUCUCCAGUGUCUACAUCCCUCAGUGCAGUGCCAGUGGGCAGUGGAGGCGUGUGCAGUGUGAUGGACCCCCUGAGCAGGUCUUUGAGUGGUAUGAGCGAUGGAACACCCAGAACAGUGAUGGCCAGGAACUGACCCCAGCCACACUGCUGAUGAAGAUCAUGAGCUAUAGAGAAGCAGCUUCCGGAAACUUCAGUUUCUUUCUUCAAAGUCUGUAUGAGGCUGGCCAGCAAAGCAUCUUCCCAGGGCUAGCACAGUACCCUUCCCUUCAAGAUGUCCCACAGGCCGUACUGGAGGGAGCUCCAACUCAGCCUGGGGAGAACAUUCUCCUGGAUCCGUACAUCUUUUGGCAGAUCCUAAAUGGCCAGCUCCGCCAGUACCCAGGAUCCUACUCAGACUUUAGCAUGCCUUUGGCACACUUCAACCUCAGGAGCUGCUGGUGUGUGGAUGAGAUUGGUCAGGAAUUGGAUGGAACUCGGAGCAAGCCAGGCGACAACCCAAUAUGUCCCGGCCCCUGUGAGGAAGUGAAACUUCGCGCCCUGAAGUUCAUUAAGGAAACGGAAGAGAUUGUCUCAGCCUCCAAUGGUUCCUCAUUUCCUCUGGGAGAGAGUUUUUUAGUGGCCAAGGGAAUCCAGCUGACCAGUGAGGAGCUUGGCCUUCCUCCUCUCUACCCAUCCCGGGAGGCUUUCUCUGAGAAGUUUCUACGCGGGAGUGAACAAUCCAUUCGUUUGGCUGCUCAGUCCACAUUGAAUUUCUAUCAGAGCCUCCGUGCUUCCCAGGGAGAGACCGAUGGAGCUGCCAGUCUUCUGUGGUCAGAGCCCUAUGUGCCACAGUGCGAUGUUCUUGGAGGCUGGGAACCUGUGCAGUGCCAUGCUGGGACCGGACAGUGCUGGUGUGUGGAUGGGAGGGGAGAGUUCAUCCCGGCCUCACUGACUGUGCGCUCCUCACAGAUGCCCCAAUGCCCCACAAGCUGUGAGCUAUCCCGAGCCAAUGGGCUGCUGUCUGCAUGGAAGCAGGCGGGACCCCAAAGAAACCCAGGUCCAGGAGACCUGUUCACCCCCACCUGCCUACAGUCAGGACAGUACACCAGACAGCAGACAUCAAGAACAGGAACUUGGUGUGUGGACCCAGCCUCAGGAGAAUGGAUGCCACCAAACACAAACAGCAGUGCUCAGUGUCCAGGCCUCUGUGAUGGUCUCAAGAGUGGAGCCCUGACCCGGAAAGUCAGCCCUGGCUACACCCCAACCUGCAAGGCACAGGGCGGGGGCUUCUUUCCAGUGCAGUGUGACUUGGCCCAGGGCAGUUGCUGGUGUGUCCUGGACAAUGGAGAGGAAGUGCCUGGGACCCGUGUGAUAGGCACCCAGCCUGCCUGUGAGAGUCCACAGUGUCCACUGCCGUUCUCUGAGUCAGACGUGGCUGAUGGAGUGGUCUUCUGUGAGACAGCCUCUGGCCCAGGGGUGACCACCGUUCAGCAGUGCCAGCUGCUCUGCCCCCAGGGCCGUCAGAGUGCAUUCCCGCUAGGGCCACUGAUUUGUAGCCUGGAGAGUCGGCGUUGGGUCUCACCACCACCACCCCGAGCCUGCCAGCGGCCUCAGCUGUGGCAGACCAUGCAAACUCGAGCAUACUUCCAGCUCCUGCUCCCACCAGGCAAGAUGUGCAGCACUGACUACUCCGGCUUGCUGCAGGCCUUCCAGGUCUUCAUACUAGAUGAGCUGGCAACCCGUGGCUUCUGCCAGAUCCGGGUGAAGACAUUUGGGACCCUGGUUUCCAGCACACUCUGUAACAACUCUUCGGUUCAGGUGGGGUGUCUGACUGCAGAGCGCUUAGGAGUGAACGUCACGUGGAAAUUACAGCUUGGGGACAUCUCAGUGGCUUCACUUCCAGAUUUGCACAGCAUUGAAAGGGCUUUCAUGGGCCAGGAUCUCCUUGGACGCUUUGCAGAUCUGAUCCAAAAUGGCAAGUUCCAGCUUCAUCUGGACUCCAAGACAUUCCCGGCAGACACCUCCUUGUACUUCAUCCAGGGGGACAGCUUUGUCACCUCUCCCAGGACUCAGCUUGGGUGCUUGGAAGGAUUCUCCAGGGUCCCAGCAACCAGUCAGGAUCCUCUGGGCUGUGUGAAGUGUCCUGAAGGAAGCUUCUCUCAGGAUGGGCAAUGUGCUCCCUGUCCCGCUGGCACCUACCAAGAACAGGCAGGCAGCUCAGCCUGCAUCCCGUGCCCAAGGGGCAGAACGACCGUCAGCCGUGGAGCUUUCAGCAAGGCUCAUUGUGUCACUGACUGUCAGAGGAAUGAGGCCGGCCUACAGUGUGACCAGGAUGGCCAGUACCAAGCCAGCCAGAGGGACAGGGACAGUGGAGCAGUGUUCUGCGUGGACAGCGAGGGGCAGAGGCUACAGUGGUUGCAGACAGAGACUGGACUCUCGGAUUCCCAGUGCCUGAUGGUGCAGAAAUUUGAGAAAGCUCCAGAAUGGAAGGUGAUCUUCGAUGCCAAUUCUCCUGUGGUAGUCAAGUCCAAAGUCCCUGGUGCUGACUCCCCGCUGGUGCAGUGCCUGGCAGAUUGUGCAGAUGAUGCGACCUGCAGCUACCUCACGGUGUCCACAAUGGGGCCGGAGGUUUCGUGUGACUUUUAUUCUUGGACGAGAGACAACUUUGCCUGUAUGACUUCUGAUCAGGAACAAGAUGCUGUGGACAGCUCAAAGGCAACCAGCUUCAAGAGCCUUAAGUGCCAGGUGAAAGUGAGGACUAGAGGUGCAGAUUCUCUGGCUGUGUAUGUGAAGAAAGGCCAUGAAUCCACUGCAGCUGGUCAGAAGAUCUUCGAACCAACAGGUUUUCAAAAUGUGCUCUCUGGGUUGUACAGCCCUGUGGUGUUCUCAGACUCAGGGGCCAACCUGACAGAUGCACACAUCUUCUGUCUGCUCGCCUGUGACCGUGACUCCUGCUGCGAUGGCUUCAUCCUCACACAGGUCAAAGCAGGGCCCACUGUCUGUGGACUUCUCAGCUCUCCCGACAUUCUGGUUUGCCACAUCAGUGACUGGAGGGGUACCUCUGAUUCUCAGGCCAAUGCUACAUGUGCUGGGGUGACAUAUGACCAGGGGAGCCGCCAGCUGGCCUUGACCGUGGGAGGCCAAGAGUUCCUGCAGGGUCUGACACUCUUGGAGGGCACUCAAGACGCCUUUACCAGCUUCCAGCAGGUUUACCUCUGGAAAGAUUCUGACAUGGCGUCUCGGCCGGAGUCUAUGGGAUGUGGAAGGAAUGUGGUACAAAGGGUAAACUCUGCAUCAGAAGCAGGUGUGGCAACAGACCUUUUCCUCCCUGUGGACACUACCCAGGUCAUUGUCAAUGCAAGCCAUUCAUUGCCCAGCCAGCAGAACUGGCUCUUCACACACCUGUUUUCAGCAGAGCAGGCAAAACUGUGGUGUCUUUCUCGGUGUGCCCAGGAGCCCACUUUCUGUCAACUUGCAGACAUAACAGAGACCACACCUUUGUAUUUCACCUGCUCCCUCUACCCAGAAGCCCAAGUCUGUGAUAACGUCCUGGAAUCUAAUGCCAAGAACUGCAGCCAGAUUCUGCCCCACCAACCAAAGGCCCUCUUCCGCAAGAAAGUUGUGCUGAACGAUCGAGUGAAGAACUUUUAUACUCGCUUGCCAUUCCAAAAGCUCACAGGGAUUUCCAUCAGAGACAAAAUCCCUAUGUCUGGGAAAUCCAUUUCCAACGGGUUCUUUGAGUGUGAGCGGCUCUGUGACAGGGACCCAUGCUGCACUGGCUUCGGUUUUCUAAAUGUCUCCCAGCUGCAAGGAGGAGAGGUGACCUGCCUGACUCUGAACAGCAUGGGGAUUCAAACAUGCAGUGAGGAGAAUGGAGCAACCUGGCGCAUUUUGGACUGUGGCUCUGAGGACACUGAAGUCCACACCUAUCCCUUUGGGUGGUACCAGAAGCCUGAUGUGCAGAGUGGCACUCCCAGCUUCUGUCCUUCAACUGCCCUGCCAUCCCUCACCGAGGAGAAGGUGGCUCUGGACUCCUGGCAGACCCUGCCCCUCUCUUCAGUGAUUGUAGAUCCAUCCAUCAAGCACUUUGAUGUUGCCCAGGUCAGCACUGCAGCCACCAGUAACUUCUCAGUGGCCCGGGACUUCUGCUUGCAGGAAUGUUCCCGUCACCAGGCCUGCCUUGUCACCACCCUGCAGAUCCAGCCUGGGUUUGUGAGGUGUGUGUUCUACCCUGAUAUACAGAGCUGCAUACACAGCCUACAGAGCCAGACCUGCUGGCUUCUGCUCCGUGAAGAAGCUGCUUACAUCUACCGGAAGUCUGGAAUCCCUCUGUUCCGCUCCGAUGGAGCAUCCACACCCUCUGUACGCAUUGGCCCCUUCGGCCAGCUUCAGGGUGGCUCUCAGGUCGUCAAGGUGGGCCCUGCUUGGAAGCAGGUCUAUCAGUUCCUUGGAGUUCCCUAUGCUGCCCCACCCAUGGCAGACAACCGCUUCAGGCCACCAGAGCUCUUGAAUUGGACAGGCUCCUGGGAUGCCACCAAGCCAAGGGCCAGCUGCUGGCAGCCAGGUACCCGUACCCCAACGCCUCCCCAAAUCAGUGAAGACUGCUUGUAUCUCAAUGUGUUUGUCCCCGAGGACCUGGUCUCCAACGCAUCGGUUCUGGUGUUCUUCCACAAUACCAUGGAGAUGGAGGGCAGUGGAGGACAGCUGACCAUUGAUGGCUCCAUCCUGGCUGCAGUUGGCAACUUCAUCGUAGUCACUGCCAAUUACAGAGUGGGAGUCUUCGGCUUCCUGAGUUCAGGCUCUGACGAAGUGGCUGGCAACUGGGGGCUGCUGGACCAGGUGGCAGCUCUGACCUGGGUGCAGACCCACAUUGGAGCAUUUGGUGGAGAUCCUCAGCGUGUGACACUAGCAUCAGACCGUGGUGGGGCUGAUGUGGCCAGCAUCCACCUUCUCACCACCAGGACUACCAGGCUCCAGCUCUUCAGGAGGGCUCUGCUUAUGGGAGGCUCCUCACUGUCUCCAGCUGCAGUCAUCAGCCCAGACAGGGCCCAACAGCAAGCUGUGGCCUUGGCAAAAGAGGUUGGAUGCCCGACCUCGUCCAUCCAAGAAGUGGUGUCCUGCCUCCGCCAGAAGCCUGCCAACAUCCUCAAUGAUGCUCAGACCAAGCUCCUGGCUGUUAGUGGCCCUUUCCACUACUGGGGCCCUGUAGUUGAUGGCCAGUACCUACUCGAAGUUCCAGCCAGAGCGUUGAAGAGGCCUCUGCCAGUGAAGGUGGAUCUACUCAUAGGGGGUUCUCAAGAUGAUGGGUUAAUCAACAGGGCAAAGGCUGUGAAGCAAUUUGAGGAGAGCCAAGGCCGCGCCGACAGCAAAACAGCCUUUUACCAGGCACUGCAGAACUCACUGGGUGGGGAGGACUCGGAGGCUCGCAUCCUCACGGCCGCUGUCUGGUAUUACUCUCUGGAGCACUCCACAGACGACUAUGCCUCCUUCUCCCGGGCACUGGAGAAUGCUACCCGGGACUACUUCAUCAUCUGUCCCAUGGUCAACAUGGCCAGCCUCUGGGCAAGGAGAACCCGUGGAAACGUCUUCAUGUACCACGUGCCUGAAAGCUAUGGCCAUGGCAGCCUCGAAUUGCUGGCAGACGUACAGUAUGCUUUUGGACUGCCCUUCUAUUCUGCCUACCAGGGCCAGUUCUCAAUGGAGGAGCAGAGCCUGUCCCUGAAAGUCAUGCAGUACUUCUCCAACUUCAUCAGAUCGGGAAACCCCAACUACCCACAUGAGUUCUCAAGGAAGGCAGCUGAGUUUGCAGCACCCUGGCCCGACUUUGUCCCUGGAGCUGGAGGAGAGAGCUACAAGGAGUUCAGUGCCCAGCUUCCCAAUCGGCAGGGCCUGAAACAAGCUGAUUGCUCCUUCUGGUCCAAGUACAUCCAGGCUCUGAAGGAUGCAGAUGGAGUCAAGGAUGCACAGUUAACCGAGAGUGAAGAGGAAAGUUUGGCAGUGGGGUCUGGGCUGGAAGAAGACUCAGGUUCCCUGGAGACUGGCCCUAAGAGCUACAGCAAAUGAUCAGCCCUGAGACCUCCCAUCCACCCUGGCAGCUCCAUCUCGAGCUGCCCACCAUGGUGAUUUUGCUCUAUACAACCAUUUGCUUUCAAUAAAAUGUCUGCAUACAGCAAA
Messenger RNA from Peromyscus leucopus (white-footed mouse), 8412 nucleotides. RefSeq names its product thyroglobulin (gene Tg). The transcript has 48 exons. Gene Ontology annotation, biological process: thyroid hormone generation. The record is from RefSeq and is a predicted model, not a curated record. The coding region runs from base 1 to 8301 and encodes 2766 amino acids. Lineage: Eukaryota; Metazoa; Chordata; Mammalia; Rodentia; Cricetidae.